Messenger RNA from Lampris incognitus (smalleye Pacific opah), 5734 nucleotides. Its product is annotated as zinc finger E-box-binding homeobox 1-like. The record is from RefSeq and is a predicted model, not a curated record. The transcript has 7 exons. NCBI's taxonomy places the organism in Eukaryota, Metazoa, Chordata, Actinopteri, Lampriformes, Lampridae. The coding region runs from base 206 to 3442 and encodes 1078 amino acids. Gene Ontology annotation, biological process: regulation of transcription by RNA polymerase II; anatomical structure development. Gene Ontology annotation, molecular function: RNA polymerase II cis-regulatory region sequence-specific DNA binding; DNA-binding transcription factor activity, RNA polymerase II-specific.
CAAUGUGGUGGAGACCGGCACAGACUCUGAUGACGAGGACAAGCUGCACAUCGUGGAGGAGGAGGGCAGCCUGGCGGACGGGGCUGACUGCGACAGCACCCUGCCCGACGACGAGCACAACGGGGAGCGCUGCUGGGAGCGAGUGAAGGAGGAGUGUGUGUCGGAUGGUGAGGAUGACGUCAGUACAGACGCGCUGGUGGAGGAGAUGCUGCAGCAAGGAGACACGGCGGUCAUCUACCCCGAGGCCCCUGAGGACGAACCGCAACGCCAAGGGACGCCUGAAACCAGCGGCCACGACGAGAAUGGAACUCCUGAUGCAUUCUCCCAGCUGCUCACCUGUCCUUACUGCUCACGCGGCUACAAACGCUACAGCUCCCUGAAGGAGCACAUCAAGUACAGGCACGAGAAGAGCGAGGACAACUUUAGCUGCUCCCAGUGCAGCUACACUUUUGCGUACCGCACGCAACUGGAGAGACACAUGACAGCUCACAAGACUGGCCGAGACCAGAGACAUGUCACACAGUCAGGGGGCAACAGAAAAUUCAAGUGCACUGAAUGUGGCAAAGCUUUUAAAUAUAAGCACCACCUGAAGGAGCACCUACGCAUCCACAGCGGGGAGAAACCCUACGAGUGCUCCAACUGCAAGAAACGCUUCUCUCACUCCGGCUCCUACAGCUCCCACAUCAGCAGUAAGAAGUGCAUCAGCGUCAUCUCAGUCAACGGCAGACCGCGCUCCGGGAACAACAAGACUCAGACCCAGUGUCCAUCUCCAGCCUUGCCUGCAUCGCCCUCUUCCCUCCGCACUCAGAUCAGGGAGAAGCUGGAACACGGAAAGCCGCUGCAGGAGCAGCUGCCUCUCAACCAAAUCAAGAGCGAGCCAGUGGAAUACGAGUACAAGCCAGUUGUCAUGACCUCCCCAGCCAGCGGAGUGAACGGUGGGGUGUUUAACGGGGGCGCAGCAGCUCCCAUGCAGGGUGCAGUGCAGGCAGUGGUGCUGCCCACCGUGGGGCUGGUGUCACCCAUCAGCAUCAACCUGGCGGACCUGCAGAACGUACUCAAAGUAGCAGUGGACAGUAACAUGAUUCGCCAGGUGCUUGAAAACAACACCAAGGGCCAGGGACAGGUGAAUACAGGGUUAGCCACUGGAACACUUCACCCCCAGCAACAGCUCAUCUCAGCCAUCAGUCUGCCUAUCAUGGGCCAGGAUGGAAAUGCGAAGAUCAUCAUCAACUACAGUGUGGACCCCAACCAGGCCCAGCUCACAGCUCAAAAUCUGAAGACGGAGCCUCAGCCUGUCACCACAGCCCAGGUCAGCACUGAGGCCUGCAAGGCCCAGAAACUCCCUGAAGACCUCACCAUCAGAGGUACUAGGGACAAAGAGACUAAAGACAUUGAAGAGGAGGGGAAGACCACUAAAACUUGUCUCCUGUGUGAUAGCUGUCCCGGAGGGCUGGAGGCACUCCAUGCCCUCAAGCACUGCAAGAAGGACAGUCACAGGCUUAAUGGAACUAGCCUGGAUAAGUCUGAGUCUGCUAUUGCCACUUUGCUGGCAGACGGAGGGCUAUGCAACCAGCCCAAGAACCUUUUGUCCCUGCUCAAGGCCUACUUCGCCUUAAACGCAGAGCCCACGAAGGAUGAGCUGGCCAAGAUCUCUGACUCAGUCAGCUUGCCCACCCACGUGGUCAAGAAGUGGUUUGACAAGAUGCAGGAAGGUCAGAUAUCCUUGGGUGCCCCAACUCCUCCCUCAGAGGAGGAAGAUGCCUGUGAAACUAACAGUGUGGUAUCUCUGGUCCCAGGGAAGGACAUGGGCACUAUGAGCCCCUCUGCUACCCAGGGCAGCCCCACAGAGGCAACACCAGCAGAGGUCAACGGCUCUCACAGCUCGCCGGCCUCCCCCUCACCACUAAAUCUGACAGCCGGGGGUCCCAUCCAAGCCCAAACCCCUCAGAGCACUGAGGGACCCCUGGACCUGUCACUGCCAAAGCCCACCAGAGAUGAAGCGGAGAAGGUGGCGAACAAAGUCCGUAUGUACUCCACCCCUUCCCUUGGCUGCACCAAUCAGGACGAACCCCUGAACUUGACUUGCACAAAGAAAGAGUCAUUGCCACUCUCAACCACAGGCGGAAGCCAUGCCAGCCCCGUCUCACUCUACGCCAGCCAGCAAAGUGCCAAUCCCAUCAACAUUAUGACCACUCAGCUACCCACCUUGGUGGCUAUCACUGACCAGAGCCGCAUGCCGUGCUUAAGGGCACUCACCACCACCAACAAACAGACUAUCCUCAUCCCCCAGCUGGCCUACACCUAUACCACUACAGCAAGCAGCCCUGCUGGGACGGAAACACAGGAAAAGCUCAUCCACCUCAAUGGAAUCAAGGAGGAGAAGCAAGAGCUCAGCUCCGAGGGCACGCCUGUCGCGGAGGAGCAGAUCGACUCAGACUCAGGCCCCCCAAGAAAGAAGAUGAAGAAGACGGAGAGCGGCAUGUACGCCUGCGACCUGUGUGACAAGAUCUUCCAGAAGAGCAGCUCACUGCUGAGACAUAAAUAUGAACAUACAGGGAAGCGACCCCACGAGUGCGGCAUCUGCAGCAAGGCCUUCAAACACAAGCACCACUUGAUCGAACACAUGCGGCUCCACUCAGGGGAGAAGCCGUACCAGUGUGACAAGUGCGGCAAGCGCUUCUCCCACUCGGGCUCCUACUCCCAACACAUGAACCAUCGCUACUCCUACUGCAAGAAGGAGGCACAGGGCCAAGGAGAAGGGAGGGAGAGCCCCGAGGAGGAGGUGGAGGCGCAGGCACAGGUGGAGAUGGAGGCCCUGAGCCAGGUGCGGGGGCCCGGGCCCUCGCCCCGCUCCCAUCAGGACUCGGAUGAACGAGGGAGCAGCACCAGGGAGGAUGAGGAGAGCGAGGAGGAACUGGAAGAGGAGGAGGAAGAGGAGGAGGAGGAGGGAGCUGUGGACAUGUAUGACAUCCAGGUGGUGCAGAUAGGAGAGGAAGGAGGGGAUGAUGAGGAAGAGAAAGAGGUGGAAAAGGAGGACACUGGUAUGGAUGAAGAAGCAGAGGAGGAGGAAGGAGUAGAGAGAGCAGUGAUGGGGGGAGAGGGGGAGCAGGAGCUGAGUGUAGAAGUGAAACAGGAGGAAGAGGAAGAGAGGGAGGUAGAAGAGCAAAGAGAGGAAGAGCCAGAGAAAGAGCCAGACACAAGGCAAGAGGAGGUGGAGGAGGAAGCUGAGGGAAAGGAGGAGGUUAGGGAGGGGGACGAGAAGACGGCAAUGGAUAUGGAAGACGGAGUGACGCCGGUACAGGCGGAGCAGGAAAGCAAGGAAAAGAGGGUGGAGGAGGAGGGGGAGGCCGGAGGGGAGACUGAAGGUGAAACAAACGGGAGGCCGGUUUCGGGAGACGAGAGCCAGACGCAGGAGGAGAAAGGAGAUACUGAAAAUAAAUGACGGACCAGACCGCUGAUUAUAUUCUCUCCUUCUAUGAAACAGAAUCAGUUUUUUUCCCCUCUUCUCCCCCAACCAACCCCACCUCCCCUCCCCAGUGCCCCCCACCCCACCCCCGCGAGGCCAGAGGAAAGGAGAGGAGAAUGCAGAGGGCGAAGUUUGGUUUGCUCGGACAAUUCAUUUCAGUUCACUACUGUGUAGAAAUCCAGGUGUGCCUGAAAAUACUAGUGACUUUACCACAGGAGAGCCAUUUCUCACUGUUAGUAAAAAAAAAAAAAAAGAUUUGUAAAGAAAACAAGAAGAUGAAGACUCACAUGAAUUUUAACAGCGGAAGAAAUGCAUUAUACAGACUUUGGAAGCUAGAGCCGACACGUUUUAGAUAAUGUUUUAUUACUAAAACACCUUGGGUCAUUUCUUUUUAUCAGUGUUACUAAUUUUAUCACUCAUAUUUUAACCUUGAAAAAGCUUGUACAGUUGGGAGAUAUUUCUAUACCUUUUUAUUGCCAAUGAACAAAAAAAAAACCAGUAUUUUAUUAAGUUGGAAAGAAAAUGAGAAUGAAAAAACAAAUCCUGUGCACUACAAGUGGCUUGGUUCACCUAUGGAUCUAACAGUUGAGUUAUGUCGUCUACCCUUCAGUAUUACCGCACUAGAGCUAUCCCGCUAGCGUACGUUAGCAUAACUUUCUCUUUAGAUUUGUCCUUAUCCCGAUCGGAUUGUCAGCCUUAAGAUGAAAAAAACAAAAAAAGCAACGGAGAGUGGAUGUUCAGCCAUAUUUUGUCUUUUUUUUUCCUUUUAUACUUAAAAAAAACGGAGGUACAUAGCCUUGAUCCAUUGGUUUUGUCUCUCGCUUUACAAACCAGUGUUUUAUAUGUUGAGAGAAAGCAGGAAGGGGAUGUAGAAGCUGUUUGACCCCCCCGCCCAUUACUCUACCCCACCCCCACCCAAGCCCACUCCCAGCCUUAUGCAAAAACAAGAAGAGAAGAGAAACAUGCAUAUCAAAAAGUGCCAUUGAAUAUUGCUGUUAAACCUUAGUGGCUGCGAUCGGGGCCCACAUGUGAUCGCAGCGCCACCUAUGUCCACUAAUAAGCCGGUAUACUGUUGACUUUGGCUAACCACCUGACCCAAUAGAGUAGAACUGACCCUACCGUGUGUUCAUACGGCGUAGAUAUUCAGAUGAGCUGCUUCUCUUUCGGAUCGGAGCAAUCAGCGACGGAGAAGGACUCUGCAAUGCACAUAGUUUUCAGGCGGACAACAAAAGCGUGGUUGUGUCAUUAUUUGCAAGUACACAUCCCGCCCCCUUUAUGAAAGCUGCCCCCCCACCUCACCUCAGACCCUGUCCAGUGCACUUGUUUUUAACAGAUUGUGAAAAGCCCCUCACUCACUCUUUUUUUUUUCAGGUAACAAAUGUAGGCAAACAUGAACCCCAGGAGUUUAAUUCAGACAAAUGUUUUUUUUUCUUUUUUACCUGUCAGUAUUAUUUUGUCAGUGUUUUCUCUUUUCUUUUAUAUAUUUCGUUUCUGUUUCAUUGUGUAUACUGUAUGUUUUCAGCAAUGGCAGUAUUAUCCCCCCCCCCAACGAAUAUGGGUAUGUCUGUUUAGUUAUAGAGAACUUUUAUAUUUAUGUGUCCUAUUUUUUUAUAUUUCGUUAUGGUUAUUUAUUACACUAUGUAGUGUACAAUACUGUAGUUUGUAUUAAUACGAUAAUAUAUUUUAGUAUGGAAACAAACAAACCAUGCCAACAGCAGCUGACUACAAGGCUGGAACAAUACAACUCCGGCAAACCGAAGUGUUGUUUUUUUUUGUUUUGUUUUUUUUUUCUUAUGAACAAAUGAGAAGAUGUUUUUCCUCGGGAAGAAGAGAAAACCGCACCCUACACGCCUGAAAAUUGGAACCUGUGACCUCUCUGCAUCCAUUCUCACGUUAGUUUUAUUCUACGUUCCCCUCUAAUAUGAAGCUACUGAACUUUGGAAAACUAAUUGUAUGUCUAAUAGCAUGAGUGUGCCGUUGUAUUGAAGGAUGAUCCUUAACCAUGAAAACUGUCCUUUUGCCAAGCCAAAAUAAUAUGGACAUACGUUCUUAUGUUUUGUUUGGUUUUGUUUCCAUUCGUUUGUGCCAAUUUGUUCCUUUGGAUGGUUCAUGUUAAAACCACACCCUUUUAUAUGUUCUUUCCCCUUUUAACACCCCAUAGGGUCUUUUUUUAUAGUGAUUGUUUUUAUUUUUGUUGUUUUUAUUUUAUUUUAUUUUUUGGUUCAUUUUUUAUGACUCCCCAUCUCACAAUAAAAUACAUCAACUAUA